This is a messenger RNA of Stegastes partitus (bicolor damselfish), 2964 nucleotides long. RefSeq names its product secretory carrier membrane protein 2 (gene scamp2). The transcript has 9 exons. Gene Ontology annotation, cellular component: recycling endosome membrane; trans-Golgi network membrane. NCBI's taxonomy places the organism in Eukaryota, Metazoa, Chordata, Actinopteri, Pomacentridae. The coding region runs from base 121 to 1113 and encodes 330 amino acids. Gene Ontology annotation, biological process: protein transport. The record is from RefSeq and is a predicted model, not a curated record.
GUACGCCUGCGCGCUCAACUUCGAUCGAGGAAGUGAGUAGGACGGCCAACUGAAGCGACAGAGAAGAGUUUGUUGUUUAUUCCGCUUUCAGAGGAUAAGACACCUCGCAGGCUUUUCAAAAUGUCGGACUUUGACAGUAACCCUUUCGCAGAGCCUGUCAGCGACAACCCUUUUAAUGAUCCUUCUGUCACCCAGGUGACCAACUCCAGCAUAGAACCAGUCAACCAGUACAACCCUUUCCCUGCCCAAUCCAAUGAUGGCCUUGCUGCUCACACUACUUCAGCCUCCACAACUCCUUACCAGCCGGCUGUGUUACAGCCAUCUACAGAGCCCAGUCCACAGGCAACUGCUGCUGCAGCUCAGGCCAACCUGCUGAGGCAGCAGGAGGAGCUGGAGAAAAAAGCUGCCGAGCUGGACCGCAGAGAACAGGAGCUACAGAGUAGAGGCCCGACAGGUAAAGAGAACAACUGGCCUCCACUUCCCAAAAGCUUCCCCAUCAAACCAUGUUUUUAUCAGGACUUCUCAGAGGAAAUCCCUCAAGAGUACCAGAGAGUCUGCAAGAUGAUGUACUAUCUCUGGAUGUUCAACUGUGUGACUCUGUUCCUCAACCUGCUGGCCUGUCUGGCUUACUUCACCACUGAUGCAGCCUUUGGUGUGGAUUUUGGCCUCUCCAUUCUUUGGCUCAUCCUCUUCACUCCCUGCUCUUUCCUGUGCUGGUACCGGCCUGUCUAUAAGGCCUUCAAGACUGACAGCUCCUUCAGCUUCUUCUUCUUCUUCUUUGUGUUUUUCUGCCAAGUGGUGAUCUUUAUCAUCCAGGCUGUAGGCAUCCCCAAGUGGGGAAACAGUGGUUGGAUCGCUGCCUUCACUGUCAUCGGUGAACAUAAGGCAGCAGGAGCCAUUAUGAUCAUAGUGGCCAUCCUCUUCACCAUCUGCUCCGCGAUGUCCAUCAUCCUGCUAAAGAUGGUCCACAGCAUGUACCGCCGCACCGGGGCCAGUUUCCAGAAGGCCCAGCAGGAAUUCUCACAGGGCGUCUUCACCAAUAAAACUUUCCAAACAGCCGCCGCUGGAGCAGCCUCCUCCGCUGCUCAGGGAGCCUUCCAGGGAAAUAACUAAUGUACGAUUGAGCUAAGCAGAGCUAACAGGUUAAGGUCUGUUUGUUAUCAGGUCUACAUAAUUAAUAAAAAAGCGAAGCAAAUCAGGAAGUUUAGGUUCUCUGAGAACUAGUGAUAAGUGAUUCUUCCUGACAGUUAAUGGUACUCUGGAUAUAGCUCCUGUCAUUUGGAUCCAGUGGUUGGAUUUCUGCAAAUUACAAUCGGACCUUAUAACAUACAGAUCUUGAGCCAGGUGAGGCUACGUUGGUAACCUCCCUUCUUUCACCCCCCUAUCAGCGCACAUGUAAAUCCCCAUGUUACUUUUUGCUUUUCCCAUUCAGCCUGCAGAGGGACAUUGUCUAGCUCUCUGUGAGUGUAUAAAGCAGUGGAGGGGAAGGUCACACAUCAAGUGCAGACUGGGGUGUAAAGCAUGAAUGAAGUUGACUGAUUGGUAUCUCAGAGUAUCUUGGCUUUGUAUAUUUUGUGUGCACUUUCUGGCAAUGCUCCUCAGUGUAAUGUGCGAGUGUUUUGGUGUGUGUGUGAGAGAGUGUGUGUACUGGCAUGUCUGUCACACAGGUUCAUGUGGGCUCAGCAUGCUUGUGAUUUUCCACACUGAUGAUAGAUCCUGAUCCUGUAAUAUAAGAUGAAGUGUUUGUCAUUGAUUGACAUUUAUUCAGUCUCAAAAGCCUUUCUCAGUUUAGAAACAGUUUUGGUUUUGUGUGCUGCAAAUUUCAAUCUAAUGAGGAAGAUAACAGAUAGCUCCUGUGGCUAUCUAUAAUCUGUCUAGCCUUGAAGUUUUGGUUAUUAUUUGGAUGCUAUCGUAAACAAUCAUUUUAAUUUGCGGUCAGUUAUUCAGGAUUGCUGCUCCUAAUGGUUCCUUCAUAAAUAUCACAUCCACAGGGGAGAAGUCGAAUUUGCUUCAGUUUAUUUUAUUCCUGUAAACAGCAAAUUUGAAUCUACCUUAGUUUAGUAUAGAGCAAGUAUAACUGUGAUAAUAACUGUGGCCUAAUUUACUUGAUAAACCAUCAAACUGAUUUUUUUGGAAUAUCAUGUUAAUGGUUUUCGAAGCAGCUUCAGCAACAUCUUUUCAUUGCCUUGCUCAAAAGUUGUUUCUAAGGACAACAAAGCAGUACUGACUGCGAAAGUGGAAAGUUUUGCGAAUAAAAAAUGUAUUUAAUAAUUAAAAGUAGAUUAUCAUCCUUUGUUGUAGUUAGUUUAAAUGGACUGAGUCAGUCCAGUCGUGAGCCUGUUCUUCGGAUCUUUACACUAACAUUGUUGCAGGACGAGGAUUGUGAAUCAUCACAAAUCAUCAGAAAAUGUCUCUGCACUCAAAUUUGCCCAAUGUGUCUUUUUUCUAAGUUCGUCCCAAGCAGUGUUAAUUUGCCAUAACAUUGAUCUUCCUAACAACAGAUCCACUGUCUCCACAUAACCAGUACUCAGCUACGGUAUUGCAUUUCACUUUUGCCUCACAGAUUGUUGCACUUCUUUGCAGAAUUUUAGCUCUUAAAGGUCUUCCCUGUACCUCCUGUAAGACGACCACCAAGCUAUAAAUUAUUUGCAUACUGGUGUAUAUUUUGUAUGUGAUUUCUUAUAUUGAAAAGCAUGCUUAUGUGUGUGUUUAUUUGAUGUACUGUUCAAACAUCAGCUUGGAUGUAAUGUAUGCCAGCAUUCCUAAAUAGCAAUUCAGAUGAUUUGUGUGAUGUUCUUGUGCCAGAUGAUAGUCUAAUUCAAGGUUCGGCCUUACAUCAUUAUGAAAUGUAAAAAUUUAUAUUCACACAUUUCUCGAUGCAUUGUUUGGGAGAACAAAAUUCAGUGCCUUUUGUAUUUCAACUUUGAAUAUAGCAUUUAAUAAAAUGAUUUGCUACCAUUUAAA